Adineta steineri is the source of this 898-nucleotide messenger RNA. The record is from the annotation of a GenBank genome assembly. NCBI's taxonomy places the organism in Eukaryota, Metazoa, Rotifera, Eurotatoria, Adinetida, Adinetidae.
GAUUCAAUUUAAAUUAAAACUCAAUUUACUUUUCGGUAAAUUGUGUUUUAAUUUAAAUUGAAUCAUAAAUUUCUUUUUUAGAAAUACUCGUUUUGAACAAUAUUUACAGAAUAUUGAUCAUUCACUUGAUUUUGUUAGUGAAGCAUUAACAACUGGUUCAAAAACAGCAUUAUUAACUUCGAAUCGUGUUAUGAGUAAACGACUAGAUCAUUUACUUCAUCAAAAUGCUAUUUGGUCCAAACCAGUUAAUCCGUUUCAAUUAACAUUUAGUCCUUAUGAUCCGAAAAAUAUUCGUUCGACAAUAACUAGUCUUGGUACGUUACAGGCUGUAUGUCGUUGUGGUGGUGAACUUGUUUGUUGUGAUGAAUGUCCGCGUGUCUAUCAUGUUGAUUGUCAUGUUCCAUCAUUAAAUGAGGUUUCAAUGAAUGAUAAAUGGAAAUGUGGUUUAUGUUGCGAAAUAAAUAAUUCAACAGGACCAUUAAAACGUAAACAUGAUGAUACUACUGACAAAUUGCCAUCAGUCGAAAAACAAAUAUGUGAAAAAUUAAUCUUACAAAUGUAUACACAUCCAUCUAGUGCACCUUUCCAUCAACCAGUACCAGCUGAUUGUAUUGGUUAUCAUAAAAUUAUUACUCGUCCAAUGGAUUUACGUACAAUUAAAGAAAAAAUCAAAUCCUAUGGAAAUAUGAGUGAAUUUUUAGCUGAUGUUCGUCUAAUGUUUCAAAAUUGUUCAACAUUUAAUAGACCUGAAUCAGAAAUUGGAAAAUCAGGUCGUACAUUGAGUAAAGCAUUUGAAGAAUGGUUAGAAAAAUAUUAUUUAAAUAGUCAAAUUCCAAUACCCGAUCGAACAAAUAAACGAAAGAAAACAUCGAUACAAAUGAUAGAUCAUGUAUCAUAA